GUACAUUUCUAAAUAAAAUAACAACAUGAAGAUCAUUCUCUUCCUUCUCCUUAUAAUAGCCACAGGAGCAGCCGCAGCUGCUCCUGACCAAGUCAACUGUUUGAGUUGGCAUCUGGCGGUUGAAACUGACAAUAUCCGUGACUGGGAAACUGUGCCCCCUCAAUGCAAAAGCUACGUGAGUGCAUACAUGACGGGCCAGCAAUAUCGCGACGACUGCAACGUCGUGGUUAACACCGCCAUUGAGUACGCCAAGACCCUUAAUGUUUCCAAAGAAGGCAAGGACCUUUGGGUCUUUAAUGUUGACGAAGUCACUCUCUCUAAUGUUCCUUAUUUUUCUCGACCCACGGUCGGCUUUGGGGCAAGAAAAUCCAACGUUGGUAAGAAGUAUGAGUCGUGGAUUAAAGAAGGAAAAUCACCAGCAGUGCCGGGCGUUCUCAAUCUGUACAAAACUUUGUUGGAUUUGGGUAUUAAACCAAUAUUUAUCACAGACACAGAGGAAGAAUUUAGACAAGUGAGAAUGACCAACCUAAAGAAAGCUGGCUACAAUUCAUGGUUCAAAUUCAUUUGCAAGGGGAAAAAUGAUACAUAUUCAAGAGGAUAUUCAGAAUAUUACGAUACUAACUGGAAAAGUAAGAAAAGGGCUGCGUUGGUGAAAAGUGGAUAUAGACUUGUUGGCAACUUAGGAGGGUGGUGGGAUAUUUAUGGUGACUUCUUGUUGCGCACUUUCAAAAUGCCGAAUCCUAUGUACUACUUCUAAGUGCUGAAACUAAUUAUCUAGCCAUUUCUAAAUAAGGCUCUCUGGAAUGUAUUUCAGAAUGCCAUGUUUGAUAUUAAUGUUAAGCAAUUCACGUUCCGCAUUUGUUGCUUAUAGAUCCUCUUUUC
This is a messenger RNA of Lycium ferocissimum, 882 nucleotides long. Its product is annotated as acid phosphatase 1-like. The record is from RefSeq and is a predicted model, not a curated record. The transcript has 3 exons. NCBI's taxonomy places the organism in Eukaryota, Viridiplantae, Streptophyta, Magnoliopsida, Solanales, Solanaceae. The coding region runs from base 26 to 757 and encodes 243 amino acids.